Molecule: messenger RNA, 1664 nt
Organism: Triplophysa dalaica
Lineage: Eukaryota; Metazoa; Chordata; Actinopteri; Cypriniformes; Nemacheilidae
Gene: elovl7b
Product: ELOVL fatty acid elongase 7b
Exons: 8
Coding region: 95-967 (290 amino acids)
Biological process (GO): fatty acid elongation, saturated fatty acid; fatty acid elongation, polyunsaturated fatty acid; fatty acid elongation, monounsaturated fatty acid
Cellular component (GO): endoplasmic reticulum membrane; endoplasmic reticulum
Molecular function (GO): fatty acid elongase activity
Source: RefSeq, a predicted model, not a curated record
AAUGUAGUUCAUACGAGGCUGAGCACGCAGUUAUCGGAGGAGACCGGGAGCGGACGAAACCAGUCUGGAAAGAAGAGAAGCCAAACCCGCAGACAUGGCAUUCAACACGCUGACAUCGAGAGCGGUUCUGCUGUAUGAUGAGUGGAUCAGAGAAGCAGUUGCAGAUCCACGGACUGAGGACUGGCUCCUAAUGUCUUCGCCGUUCCCUCAAACCAUCAUCAUUGCUGCCUACAUCUACUUUGUGACAUCACUAGGGCCUCGGCUCAUGGAAAACCGCAAGCCCUUUGACCUCAAGCGGCCCAUGAUCAUCUACAACUUCGCCAUUGUGGCCUUUUCGCUGUACAUGAUUUAUGAGUUUCUUAUGUCUGGCUGGGGAAACGGAUACACCUAUGGGUGUGACAUCGUGGAUUACUCUCGUUCUCCUCAGGCUCUCAGGAUGGCGUGGACCUGCUGGCUGUACUAUUUCUCAAAGUUCAUUGAGAUGUUGGACACUAUUUUCUUUGUUUUGAGGAAAAAGAACAGCCAAGUGUCUUUCCUGCAUGUCUACCAUCACUCCAUCAUGCCCUUCACCUGGUGGUUUGGAGUCAGAUUUGCUCCAGGUGGUCUGGGAACUUUCCACGCCCUUCUGAACUGCAUUGUGCAUGUCAUCAUGUACACCUACUAUGCUCUCUCCGCGAUGGGACCCGCCUACCAGAAGUACCUGUGGUGGAAAAAGUACAUGACCACCAUCCAGCUGGUUCAGUUUACGCUGGUGACAGCUCACAUCGGCCAGUUCUUCUUCAUGAAAGAUUGUCCUUACCAGUUUCCAGUGUUCCUCUACGUUAUCGGUCUGUACGGGCUGAUCUUUCUGAUCCUGUUUCUCCACUUCUACUAUCAUGCCUACACCAAAGGCAAAAGGCUUCCCAAAGUGCACCAGAACGGGACCUGCCAACAGAACGGAAAUUACCUUCACAAAAAAUCGAAGUAAUCGAAGUGAACCUCGAACCAAUUUGUGUGAAUAUUCCUUUUUAUUUCAGAGUAUGUUUGAGGUUCCACUCCCCUGUUUUAUGUUAAAACUAUGGUGGAAUGCCACCUUCAUCACUUUAUUUCAUACGUUCAAACUUGCACACUGGUGUUUUCACUGCUGUCGUUGUUUUCACUUAAGUCUAUGAAAUGAGUAUGAGGUGGAUGUGUUUUUGUUUUGUCCCCCACUUCACCUGUAAAUAUUUGCAUUCUCUGCUUUGGAAUAUGAUUGACCUGCUGGUUGAUUCAGACAUGAGGUUAUGAAAGCUAUGGCGACUUGACGUUUGUUGCUAAAAGGGUUUUUGAUGUGUUUUUAGUUUUAGCUAAGUGAUCCUGAGGCCUUUUUACAUUGGAACAAUUUUGACUGAUUCACCUUGAGCUUGAACCUGUACGUUUAUACCACGCAGAAGUGAUGUCAUCUGAAGUUAUUUUUGUGAACAGUUAAUGCUGUCUAACUGCAUAUGACUAUUUAUUUGAUGUUUCUUAAUGUGAUUCUUUUAAAAAAAAAAUCUGUAUGGUUUAUAUUCGCUGUUAUGCUUUUAUUCAAGACUGAUUUGAGCAAAUGAACAGCUGGACUUUGAUGCCGGGAUUAUUCUUUUUAAACCUUUGUGAAAAAGAAAUGAGUUGUUUUAUAAAGAAACUAAAUGCAUUAUUUUCCAAUA